GUCGCCUGAGGGAGCCGGCUGGCCGCGCUUCGCAUGGAUCCCUCGCCGAGCACGGGACUCACCCCGCAAGAGAAGGCCCGGCUGAAAGAAAAGUUGGCCUUAUUGAAAAGAGAAUACAGCAAAACAUUGCACAGGCUGCAGCGCGCUGAAAGAGCUGAGAAGGUAAAAAACGAUGUCAAGAAAACAGUUGCAGAACAAAAUCUGUUAUUUACACAAGAGGAUGCUGAGAAGGACCAUACAGCAUCCAUCAGCCAGGUGGCCCCAGAGGCCUCGGAGAACGUUCCAAUUGGUAUUUCUUCAGAGAUUGGCACUGUAAGAACUACAUCCAUCACCUUUGAGACUGAGGUCUUUGGCCAAGAUGGCACCUUGUCAAAAGACUCUGGUUCCAAAUCUAUCAGCCAGGACUGCAAAAGGGUUGUCUUUAGUCUAGUGGGGUCUCUUUCUGAGAGAAACCAGAAUCUGCUGUCAGAAAGUAGGACUAAAGUAAAUCAGAGAACAACUUUGGCUUUGGAGGAGAGAGAAUUUAUGUGUGAGACACUUCAGGGAGCUUCCGGAGGCCAGACAAAGCAUGAAACGGACAGUGUCAAGAGUUCUAGGUCACCAGUCUUUAAGAGAAGAAGCACUAUUUUGAAGACUGACCAUAGCAUCCCAAAGGCCUCAGUGGCCACUGUUGAAGGAAGAGGUGUUAAUGUUGUUCCUAUAGUGCCACAGCUAGAAUGCUCAAAGGAAACAUCUAGAGAAAUUCCCUUUCCUGAAGCAUCCCAUCUGCAUCCUUGUGUCCUGUCAUAUGAGAGUCCGAUGCCCUCACUUGACCAUCUCUGUGAUGAAGUAAUCUUUGCUAGCUCAGAAGAUUCAGACACCGAGAUCACUGUGUCACAUGAUGAGGGGAAAGAAUCUGCCCAGAAGGAAGAGGAACAAGCAGGGAUUUAUGAGGAAGAUCCAGGAGGGAGGCUUGUAGACUUAGCAGUGACGAGUGAAGCUUUCCAAGGAGGCGGAACUGCCCCUCGUGUGCGUGGGGAUGAGCGGCAUUCAGAACAAAGGCUGUGCGAAGAGGCUCGGAGCUCAGACCUUGAUAACAGAGACCUUCCCACCAACAAGCCAAGUGCAAAGGGUUUAAGGGAUCAGCUUGAAUCUGGGUCUCCCCUCCUGCAGGCAGAUUCUGCUGCACCCACUAAGAAUGCACUGAGUUCCUGCACAGUAGUUGAGGGACUCCUGUUUCCUGUUGAGUAUUAUGUAAGGACAACACGGCGAAUAUCCAGCUGUCAGAGGGAGGUGAAUUUGGAGGCAGUCAUUCAAAGCCAGCUGGGAAAGAGUAGGAAAGGGCAGAGAGUUUCACGCAAAGAGAGGAAUGCAAACCCAGCCAUGACUUCGCAAGAGGUGGCAGAAAAGGCUGACCAGCUGAGGGCUGUUCCUUUCUCAGCUCCAGAUGCUAAUGGGGACACUAGUCCUCUGCAGACUUUCUCUCUCUCUCAGGAGGGCACUGCUUCCACCAGAGGCCUAGUUCAGAGUGAGGGGCUCCUGCAGCAAAGAAGAAGUGGAAGGCUAAGAGGGGGGUCCAAUCGUCGGGCCUCAUCCUCCAUGUCACGAGAUCUGUGGAAGGACUUGGAGUUGGCAGCUCCCAAGGGAACCGGUUAUCUUGCAUCAUGUAAAGCACAAGGAAGGAAAAAGAACUGCCAAGGUGGAGACAAGGCCACAGUGCUCUCAUUGGCCACUGGUGGCAACGUGAAAGACAAACAGAGCGGCAGGAAGUGGCCAGCAGAGCCUGCGCUUUGUGCUGGUGGAGGCUUCAAGACUGAGAUAGAAACUGUCCAAAACUCACGUGUGAACUUGGUGACUGAAUCUGCUUCCAGCUUUGUGAGAGGCCUGGAAGAAAGCUGUGAGGUGUGUCCUUCUGAGAAUAUACCUCCUGAACAGGCUGGGCAUUGGAACCACACCAGGGCCAAGCGGGGACAACCGGGUAGAGCAUCUUUGCCUCAAUGUCAGCCUCCCGUGGCCUCCCUGGAGAGCAAGGAAAGGAGAGCAUCUCAAGGUAGAAGGGUUGGCAGCCCAUGUAUGGAAUCUCAGGAUCCUGCUUCUAUGGGCCUCUUUAGGACAGAUUCUGCCAUCUUUCACCUCAAGAACGAGGUGAUGUCCAGUUCCAAGUGGCUUCCUCCUAACUUGGAUCUCCAAGAAUUCCACUUACCUGAAGAUGAAUUUGGCCUCCUUAAAUCAGAAAAACUCAAACUGUGUGCUACAAAACCGCUGGAGACUUUUGAUACUGGCAAAUCAGCUGAGUGCCUCCAGAGUGUUGGUAACGAAUCGGCACUGGGAGGGGAUCAUGAUCGUGCUCUCAUUUUGAUGGCGGAAGAGCCAUCCAUGCCAACCCCGUUCCCACAGUGCUUGCGCAAGGAAGGUUUUCCCUCAGGUGAGCUGCUCCUUUCGCCAGCCCUGGGGGAGGCUGUAGGUAGCCUGUUGGAAUCCCAGCUGCCUACUCCAGUUUUUCCUGUUGUUGGGGCAACCCCAGCCUCCCAGGCUUUGCUUCACAGUGAGGCCUUGCCAGACACAUCUUUUGCAUCUCCUUUGCAAGUGAAAACUAACACCACUGAUGAGCCAGGCCCCUCUGCAGAUGCUUCUUCUUUGCCAGGAAGUGGCACAAGAAUGUCAUGGUCACAAGGUCAAAGUGGAACUAGCUGGAAGCCUGAAGAGGAAGUUGUGAGCCUUGAGGAAAGGCGAUUCCCAGCUGGCGAGUCUGUUGAGGACUGCAAUGAAGCCCCCCGACAGAAUGAAAUGGCGAUCAAAGACUUGGUACAGGCCUUGGAGUACAGUGAGAAGCGAGGGAGCUUGCAGAUGACUUCAAAAUUAAAGAGUUUCUCUGGCUCCUGCUCGGUGGAUGUAAGCACCGUAUGGUGGAAAGCUGCUGACUUCACGGAGUUGUGUGUUGUAACAGCUUGUGAGACUUCGGUUUCCCUCUGGAGGCAUCUCGAUCCUGGUCACUGGGGGAUUGUGUAUACGUGGCACUUUACAAAGGUUCCGGUCAUUCAGUUUGUUCCCCUGCCAGGCGUCCAGAGCCUUGUGUGUGUGGCAUUGGGAGGCCUGGAGAUUGCAGAGAUAAGGUUCUUGUUUCAUUCUUCUCAAGAUGACUGUGUUAAACAAUUACUGAUCAAAGCUGGGAACAUAAAAGCCGUUCUAGGACUGGAAAGCAGGAGGCUCGUCAGUAGCUGUGGCUCACUUCAAGAGCAAGAAGUGGAAGUCAUGUUCUUCUCUGAGGCAGGAAGGAGCAUUGAAAGACAGGCUUUGAUGCCUCCUGAAGAUACCAUUUUGGCUUUUGCUGAAGUAGAUGGGAAGCAGGAAGCUUUGGUUGGCAUGACAACCUUGAACUGCGUGGUGAUCUGGAACCUGAGAACUGGGCAACUGUUAAGGAAGAUGUCUGUUGGCUAUUCCUACCCUGCAUCUGUCUGCCACAAGGCCUACUCGGACUCGGGUCUCCUGUUUGUGGUUUUAAGUCACCCACAUGCCAAAGAGAGCAAGGCAUGUGGGAACCCUGCUUUCCAGGUAGUUGCGCUCAAUCCCAAGACAGCCAGGAGCACGGGGGUUAUGCUGUUAUCCCUCCCACUGGGGAUUGGAGGAAGGUACUUGGAAGGUGAAGUGAGGGAUGCUUCUGCAGCAGCUGUGCUGACAUCUGGAGCCAUUGCUGUAUGGGAUUUGUUUCUGGGCCAGUGCACAGCUCUGCUGCCCCCCAAUUCUGAUGAGAGCUGGUCUCUUGUCAGGUGGUCAGUUACAGACACUUGUCUGCUCGCUGGACAAAAAGAUGGCAGUGUUUACAUCUAUAGUUACACAGCAAGUGUCUGCUCUACUUGAGGGACUCAUCAGCUUGGAAAAGAUUUUGACAGGAUUUCCUGUGUUUGAAGAGCUUCUCAUGGGAGUUGGAUCCAUUUCUCAGAGACAAGGCAUUCCAUUAGUUCCACAAGCAAUAUGUACUUGUGCCUAGACGUCUGCUGCAUUUCUACCACUUUCGUCUGAGGUGGUCUAAGCCAUUGAUAGAGGUCACAAUCCACCAGGAAUGUUUCCUCUGCGAGCCACACUGGAGUUUAAUGAGCUGCACACAAAAAACAAGCCUUGUGCAAAGCAAUUGUUUGGCUAAAAUUCACCUCUUUGUUCAGGAUUUGUGUCUUUGAGCUGUUCAUGUUUUGUUUUUUUGCUGGAGUUUCUUUAAUGUACUAUUAAAAUUCCUUUUGAAACACA
Messenger RNA from Elgaria multicarinata webbii, 4221 nucleotides. RefSeq names its product partner and localizer of BRCA2 (gene PALB2). The record is from RefSeq and is a predicted model, not a curated record. Gene Ontology annotation, cellular component: nucleoplasm. Lineage: Eukaryota; Metazoa; Chordata; Lepidosauria; Squamata; Anguidae. Gene Ontology annotation, molecular function: DNA binding; protein binding. The transcript has 13 exons. The coding region runs from base 34 to 3837 and encodes 1267 amino acids. Gene Ontology annotation, biological process: double-strand break repair via homologous recombination.